AGACGAUGACUGGCUGCAACAACGAUGGUGCAGCGGGUGAGACCGACAACCACGGAAGUGACGUCGGAGAGAAUUUGCCCCGUUGGACUGGGCGGCGAAAACGGAAACGUGGCGGAGAUGAGAUAAACGCCGGCGAUGAGGAGAGUACGGUGGCGCAGCGCUUCGCCUCGCAUUUCUUCCAUGUGAUGAUGCGUUGUGCGGCGCUGUUGAAAGCGGGCACCACUAUGACUCCCGAAGAUGUGGCAAAGGAAAUUGGGACGGCACCUAACCACUGGGCAGGUGACCACUCCGAGUGUGGACGGAACGGGAGUAUUCCUCCAAGGUGUGUUACCGAGAAGUGGGGCAGGGAAUGUGCACUAUAUGAGCCUGGAUCGGAAACGCACAAGGCGGUUCUUGCAUGGUUCAAGAAACGGUGUUCGCCAGACAAGGUGAAACCCUAUGUUCACGGAGCCAACAGUUCCAUAAACGAGUCUUUCCAUUCCCUGAUCAUCAAAUACGCUGCUAAGCGUAUCAGGUUCAAAGGUAGUCUUGAGGCACGAGUGGGGCUGGCUGUCCUGCAUUGGAAUAACUCGAUGGACAGGCUGGUCACAUCGUAUCGCACUCGUGUACGGCAAGUAACUCGGGUGCGACGGGGCAACAAGGAUCGAACCCUCGGACCUAUGGAUUGGUCUUGGGUUGAUCGGAUUAUGGAGGACCGGCAACGAUCGCUGGGGUUUGGAGUCGACGAUGAGAUUAUGGAGACGGCCCCAAAGAGGCAGGCGCAACAUCCUGUCGACUUACCUUGUGGAGGGCGACACCCAUCUGUUGUUGGGCCGGUUACUCCUGUGCGAGAAGGUGGCAUAGUCCGCGGCCUUACUUCGAUGCGCGGUGCUGGGCGACAUAUUUUAU
This is a messenger RNA of Closterium sp. Naga37s-1, 888 nucleotides long. NCBI's taxonomy places the organism in Eukaryota, Viridiplantae, Streptophyta, Zygnematophyceae, Desmidiales, Closteriaceae. The record is from the annotation of a GenBank genome assembly.